Molecule: messenger RNA, 1227 nt
Organism: Hevea brasiliensis (rubber tree)
Lineage: Eukaryota; Viridiplantae; Streptophyta; Magnoliopsida; Malpighiales; Euphorbiaceae
Product: zinc finger protein 10-like
Exons: 1
Coding region: 198-1037 (279 amino acids)
Source: RefSeq, a predicted model, not a curated record
CGUUUUCCCUUCAUCUCUAGAUUCUCAUGUAGCUUUCAUAUAUUCAAUUUUUGAAUAUAGGACAGCACUUCUAACUUCUUCUUUCUCCUCUAUAUUAACCUCUUGACCUUCCAUUAAAGCUUCACAUCAACCAAAUACUUGCUGGUACCUCUUGUUUUCUUUUCCCUGUCAAUUCUUUAAUUUCUUGUAGAAUUCCAAUGGAGAAAGCUCAGUGCUUGAUGUGGAUGAAGAGGAGGCAAUUCUUGAAUUCGAAUUUUGAAGUGUGGAAGAACCUGAUCAGCUAUUCUUGGGAAGAGAAAGCUUUUGCUGAAGAUGCUUCUAGGACUCUUGGCGGAUGCAUGUGGCCUCCAAGAUCUUAUUCUUGUAGCUUCUGCAAAAGAGAAUUCAGGUCAGCUCAAGCCCUAGGUGGUCACAUGAAUGUCCAUAGAAGGGAUAGAGCUAGGCUUAAGCAAUCUCUUAUUCCUCAAAAAGAUGUUCUUCAUCAUCAGUAUCAAAAUCAUACUCAAAAUCCUCUUAAAUCAUUUGAUUCACGUUACCCAUCCGAGGUUUGUAAUUUAGAUUAUGACCUUGACCCCAACCCUGGCUUUAGUAUUGUUGCUUCAACUCUAACAUCUUCUAGGGUUUCAGCUUUGUCCCUUCAAAGUGAUCACACGUUCAUGUCUCCCCAUCCUUAUUCCAUUAUUGAAGAAAAACAUAAGGUGUCAGAUUCUUUAGGAGUAAGGCUUCUUGAGAUUUCACAUUCAAAACCUCAAGAAGUGAAGAAUCCAAGGGAAGAAGAUUCCACAAGCUUGACACAUGAUGACUUUGUCCAAACAGAUUUUUUUAUGGGCUUCAAUUCUUUUAUUAGCAGAAAUCCACCAACUGGUUGUUAUGGUGAUAUUAGUUGUAAAAGGCCUAAAACCAAUGCCUUCUCGAUGAUUAAGCCACGCUCAAGUGAUAGACACACUCACCAGCCAGAGGUAAUUGAGCCUCAAUCUAGCUCCAUGGAAGACAUAGAUCUUGAGCUCAGACUUGGCAGGCCACCAAAGGUGAAGUAGUAGAGCAGUGCAUGCAAUUGCUUACAUCUUUAAUAACAAGAAAGAAAAUUAAUAGUUAUCUUAAUUUGUUUCUUGUUUUCUUUCCCUUAUCUAGUUUCCCCUAGUUUGAUCUAAUGAAUUACAGGCAAAGGCCUCUGCUAAGAUCUUGUACAAAUAUUUGAAAAGUAGAAGGAAAAGCUUUUUCUUUAAA